AUGCUCAAUAAGUCAAUAGUAUCUCAGGACGAGGACUAAACGGAUAAGGAGAUAACAAGGGAACAAUGGCAACGGGACACACGGCCACCGUUCACUUCCCCCAGUCGUUGGUGCCACCACAGCGCGCAAGCUCGCACGCACUUUUCAAUCAAUCAAAAAGGAAAAGAAAAAGUCAUAGCAGCGAGUACUCCACCAUCUCCAUCCAUCCCAUCAGAGCCACACGUUGAGCGAGGACCCAAAUCCCAUCACCACAACGCCCACAAGCUUGACGCAGGGGUAGCAAUGGCGACGAGAAGCUAAACCACGCCAAUCAGAGCGGCAGAGGUAGCAUAGCAGCUAGCUGCACAAACUUGAGCACCUACCCUCUGUACUGUGCCUGUUUUUCAGUUGGUACAGGAUGCUACACCCAUUGCUCGCGGCAGUAACAGCUGCCGUCUCUUCGUCCUUCGUCUCACCGCCGCGGCGAGUCCCGGCUUCUCCGGGUCCGGGACGACGACGACGACGUCCUGGUGGCUUCGCGGUCCGGUGCGCGCCGAACGGAGGUGGCGUGACGGCAGGCGCCGACACGAAAUCGAAGCUCAAGGUGGGCUCCCCGAUCGUCAUCGUCGAGGCGCCCGUGAUGCUCAAGACCGCCGCGUCGGUGCCGUCGCUCCGGCACAACAGCGGUCAGGUCAAGGCCGGCGACGUCGGAAGGAUCAUGGCGCGGAAGCCCAAGGACGUCUGGGUCGUGCGGCUCGCCGUCGGCUCAUACCUGCUGGACGGCAAGUUUUUCAGUCCCUUGGAUUCUGACGACGGAGACGGUGAUGAGCCCCAGGCCCAGGAUGAAUGAGUGAUCAAUGCCUUGACGAUUGAAUCGCAAGUUUACUCACAAUAAUGCCGUGCAAACAUGUCCAUGCCUAUGCAUGAUUGCAAUUUGCAAUGUACUGUACUGUAGAUGUGUAACUUCUGCCGACAGUAGUAAGUGAUUACUAUUUGUAUUAGAAUCAUCAACUUAUCAUAGAAGGUAAACACACAGCUUCAGUAGUUCUAAUUUUGAGUAGAACCUAGACGAUUGCUUUCC
Sorghum bicolor (sorghum) is the source of this 1060-nucleotide messenger RNA. RefSeq lists its product as uncharacterized. The coding region runs from base 398 to 829 and encodes 143 amino acids. Gene Ontology annotation, biological process: NADH dehydrogenase complex (plastoquinone) assembly. Lineage: Eukaryota; Viridiplantae; Streptophyta; Magnoliopsida; Poales; Poaceae. The transcript is spliced from 2 exons. The record is from RefSeq and is a predicted model, not a curated record.